CAGGCCCCUAAUUUCAACACAUCCGAGCGAGGUCAAUUCAGCGCCUAUUUUCCAGCACUCUCAGCACCUCUAAAACUGUCAAGCUUCUUGUCUGGACGUCAGGUCGAGUUAGUACGCCUCUCCAACUGGCACUAAAGUGGAUCAACAAGCCGUAGGUGAAAAUCAAAGUCGCUAGAAAUGUCUCUAGGCGCUUUGACAUCGACCUUUACUCCGCCAGCCUCCUGUAUCUCCUCCUUUGCCAAUGUUUACCUUAUAAACCCACCCAUCAUAGGCAAUUUUUAUCAUGCUGCUGGACCUGUCAGCACCGAUAGAUGUUUCCCAAGCAACUACGGAGAUGCGCGAACCGAUUAUUACUCCCCAGGAAUCUGCCCUGCCGGAUACACGUCUGCUUGCACAUCACUUAACGCAGCAGGAGCUGUCACGGAAACUGUAGUGACGUGCUGCCCAACGUCCUUUUUUUGUAACUACCAGACUCCCAUGACCUGGGAGACUACAAUGGGGUGCAAUUCGCCGUUCAAUGCUAUCUUCACGGUAAUGACUGUCAUCUCCGACGGAGUAACUGCCAACCCGUCAACCACUACGAGUACCUGGGGUGCAGGGGCGUUGAAUGCAUACAGCGUCCAGGUCCGGUUCCAAUCAACUGAUUUCCAGAGUACGACAUUCACAUCAAUAUCCACAGCACCCAGUACCUCAUCAGCCUCCAAGCCCGCCGCGAGUAAUAAUGGAGGAGGGCUCAAACCCGGGGCAGCAGCAGGUAUUGGCGUGGGGGCCACUAUCGGGUUUCUCGCUGUAGUUGGGCUCGCUAUUAUCAUUGGUCGUUGGAGCGCGAGACCAAGGAAGGGGACGAAUAACGAGCACCCGGUCCUCCCAAUCGGCUACAGAGGGGACUGGGGGACAAACAGCCCGCUGAGCUGGGACCAACACGGACGCUAAGGUGAUGUCGGAGCCCCUACACAUUCAAAUGCGAGAUUCACCAGGCGGAUUGGAUUCGGGGGUGCAUAUGCCGGUGUCGUAAUCUUCCAGUGGGCUGUAUUCAUGUAACGUUCACUAUUGAAGGCGGCUAUCUCGUUAUAAUUGUUUUCACAACUCCGGAUCGGCCAAGUCAUUCUUCGCAUAUAUCGUCUCUGGUAUGGACAAUUUUCUUGGAAUGAGGGCUCGGAGCAUAGAUCAAUGCGAUCGGCGGCUUCCAGGAUAGAGCGGGCUCAGACUCAGUAUGGUUCGGGAAAAUGAAGAAAAUCUGGGAAUCAUUUCUACCUGCUAUAUAUUCAUUUCCAGUACCAUAAUUAAUCACAUCUCUAAGAUAGACUUUAGCACUUCCGCUGAUGUUUUGGCCUUGAAGACGGUUCAAUAUUGCCCUGCC
Messenger RNA from Hyaloscypha bicolor E, 1360 nucleotides. RefSeq lists its product as uncharacterized. The coding region runs from base 178 to 933 and encodes 251 amino acids. The record is from RefSeq and is a predicted model, not a curated record. NCBI's taxonomy places the organism in Eukaryota, Fungi, Ascomycota, Leotiomycetes, Helotiales, Hyaloscyphaceae. The transcript is spliced from 3 exons.